CUCAGACGGCGAUCUCAUUCCCGACACCUAGCGCCAUGUUCACCUUGAUCAAGUCUCAUCUCAAGUCCCACGCUUCUAGUUCACAUCCGACAUUUGAACCUCCGCCGGGUGCUCCACCGCCCCCGAUUUACACUCUCGCCGCAGGACAAAAGCACGAGUACUCAUCCUGCGAUAACGCCGCGCCAGACGACUUCGAACGUGCUAACCAAUUUUGCGCCGCCCAUCCCGACAUCCAUCCUGCACUCAUCUUCCCACGCGAGUACGUGGAAUUCGGUGCGGAUCGAUGGGCGCUUCUGUCCAUGGAAUCGGCAGGUCCUGCUAGCGGCUUUACUGAAAUCCGUGUCGGCGAAACUCGUCUGGGUAGAUCACAACAUGUGCUCGAGCUGCAGCGGAGUGAAGGACGAUGCGGGACCUUCAGUCACGUUGGAGACAGCUGCUUUACGAGCAACCUACCCAUUAUCGCGGGGAACUAUGCCACGCACGCCAAACGGGGUGUUUACUUCGAAAUUACGGUUCGGGAGAUGAGAGGGGAGGGCACAACAGUCGCGCUAGGGAUGCAGUGCCUACCGUACCCUCCACACCGACUGCCCGGCUGGCAUCGACGCAGUGUCGCGCUGCACUUCGAUGACCGGCGGCUAUACUACGAGGACCCAGAAGGUGGGCGUGAUUACGUGCAGGGACGGCCGCGACAGCACUGUCUCCCCGAUGUGCAGCCCGGGGAUACGAUCGGCUGCGGCUACGCAUUCCGCACCGGCUCCAAUGUGGGGCAUCUGUUCUACACGUACAACGGCAUACUUAUGCCUAUCGCGUAUCAUGGCAUAUUCGAUCAGCCCCCCGACCGGGAGGGCGCGGGCUCUUGCGGCUUCGAUGUUUACGCAGCAGUCGGCGUGAGUCGAGGGCCCGUUCACUUUGAUGUAAACUUUGGCGGGAGCCGGAAAUGGCGAUGGCGCGGACCGAGUCAUGACCGGGUGUCGCAGCUUGCGGAUGAAUGGAGCGCAGGAGUUUGGAGUGUUGCAGAGAUAUUCAAGCAGGUCGGGGACGGGCCACCAGUGUAUGCAUCAGAGUAGGUACUGUCUGUCAGCUCGUCGUUAAUCGUUUUAUCAUUCCUCGACUGGCUGUAUAUAUUUUCAAAGCUCUUGGACUAUUACUAGUUUCUCAAGUCCUCAAUUCUACGUUCGAAGCCUCUUCCUCUCUUCCAUGUCAUGUGAUGCACUCGGCAGAUUAAUGGGCAUGAUGGACUUAGAAAUUCCAGAUGAAUCCCGUAGAAGCAUCUGA
Mycena citricolor is the source of this 1275-nucleotide messenger RNA. Lineage: Eukaryota; Fungi; Basidiomycota; Agaricomycetes; Agaricales; Mycenaceae. The record is from the annotation of a GenBank genome assembly.